CUCGAGAUCAUCGAAGAGCAACAACGUCGCGCCUCGAGCAUGUUCAAGCAUCUCGUCUUUAUCUUUGUGCUGCUCUCGCAUGGGAUUCCAGGAUAUUCGAUCAGUUAUUAUCCAAGUGGGAGUGAGCAAGUUAAGAAUCUCCAAAGGUCGGUGGACACGAAUCCCAAUUGCAGCGCGAUCGCAGAGGAGAUGAGCAAGAUGGUUGCGAUGAGCGGGAAAAGUAAUUACUAUGUGCGCCCACGUGGUAUGCUCUUUUACGUCCACGACGAGCCGCAAUUCCAGAAAUUACUUCCGGUUUAUAAGCACAAGGAAAUCAUCGAGAAAGGCUAUCUCGUCACGCCCAAUAUAGGAGCCCACAAGUUUCAUCCUCGCAAAAUCUCAUGGAACAACGCCCGUAAAGCGUGUAACAGCGAAGGAGGUCAUUUGGCGAUUAUCAAUUCUGCUUUUGAGGAGAAGAUUCUCAUGUGCAUGUUGCAAGAGAGGAAUAUUAACGAAGCCUGGGUCGGAUUACACGAUAUUUUCGAGGAAGGUGACUGGGUCACUGUCACCGACGAGGCUUUCGAAAACACCGGAUACACAUGGACGCCCACUAUCGCAAAUCUGCCUGACAACUACGGUGGCUCGCAGAAUUGCGGUGUGAUUCUAAAGGAGGGCGGCCUGGACGAUGUAAAUUGUGCGUGGACGCAUUCCUUCUUCUGCGAGAUAACCUUGUAAACCCGGCAGGAUAUCAGAGAUUGAUCGCGGCGUUUCACCAUCUCUGAUCGUUGUUUAUGCGCAUUUAUAACAGUGUAUGUAAAUAAUUAAUGAGUAUGUGUGUGCCAUGUAUUCUCUCGAUUCACGAACGAUAAGAGAUGCCUUUUUAAGGAUUCGCUUUUAUGGACGUCGGUCCACACCGGGACGAUUACAUGGCGAUGUUGGAAACUUCUUCUCUAUCUUGCGUCCCCCUCCUCUUUCCCAUGUACGUCCGGAAGGGGGGGAGGAAGGGCUGGUUUAAACCGCUUUGAGAGAAUCCGCUUGUGUAGGACACAACGUGGGGAUAUAGAGAGAUCCGGGGGAAAACCGAGUGAAGUCCGAAUAUCGCGGCUCUCAGUCCUGGGAUGAUUCGAUGAGAUUCAAUGAAAUCGACUCCGCCAACGCGAAUAACAAGCCGUCUCACCGGGACGAGAUCGCGUUCUCGAUUGAUCCGAUCUACUAACUUUCGUACGAAGAACACUUCGAGCGCAUUUCCGCAACUAACCCCGGCAAUUAAAGCCGGCAUUCAUAGUUCGAUCUUAUAUUUAACAUCGCCUCAAGUUCAUCUUUGGGUGAUCCGUAAGCGAUGAAACGAUCAUUACAGCAUCUGAAAGUGGUUCCUGCCUUUACCAAAAAUUAUUACUGGCUGUGAUAAUUUGGCCGAUGAUAAAUUACUGUUACUUAGUAAUUUUAUUGCUCGUACGAGCAAUAGAACUACUCUUUAUUAUUGGUCAAUUUAUCAUAGCUAGUAAUACUUUUCUGUACAGAUGUUUCCUUGCCGUUGCUAUUUUGACUAACUUGACGUCAAAAGCAAAAAAUAUGUGUAUCCAAGAUUCUUGCGAAAUACGUUAAAAUAAAAAGAU
Messenger RNA from Dinoponera quadriceps, 1595 nucleotides. Its product is annotated as hemolymph lipopolysaccharide-binding protein-like. The transcript is spliced from 3 exons. The record is from RefSeq and is a predicted model, not a curated record. Bases 40 to 714 code for a protein of 224 amino acids. Lineage: Eukaryota; Metazoa; Arthropoda; Insecta; Hymenoptera; Formicidae.